AUGGAGCUGGCUCUCCUCACCGACUUGUACCAGUUCACCAUGGCGUACGGUUACUGGCGGAGCGGGCGGCACAGGGAGGCAGCGGAGUUCGAGCUCUUCUUCCGGGAUGCGCCGUUCCAGGGCGGAUUCACCAUUUACUGUGGCCUGGAGGAGAGUCUGAAUUUCCUGAAGGACUUCGGCUUUUCCCGCGCAGAUACGAAGUACCUGCGCUCAGUGAUGCCAAGGACGGUGGAGGAGGGGUUUUUCCAUUAUCUGGAGACUGUAGAUGCGGCGGAGGUGACUGUGACCUCAUUCCCGGAGGGAUCGGUUGUAUUUCCUAGAGAGCCAUUGAUGAAGGUGAGGGGUCCCCUCCUGGUGGUCCAGCUGCUGGAGACCACACUGCUGUGCUUGGUGAAUUACGCCAGCCUUGUUGCCACAAACGCUGCUCGCUUCCGCUUGGCUGUCGGCCCUGAAAAAAGGUUGCUGGAAAUGGGUCUUCGGAGGGCGCAGGGACCAGACGGAGGGUUGUCCGCCUCGAAGUAUUCCUACGUGGGAGGCUUUGAUUGCACCAGCAAUGUCUUGGCAGGAAAGAGAUUCGGCAUCCCCGUGGCCGGUACCGUGGCUCACUCUUACGUGACUUCUUUCUCCUCUAUAGAUGAAGUACAGCGCUCGGCUCUGCAGCCAGCAGGCGGCCAGGGAAAGGAGGUGGACUUCCUUGAGCUCUCUCGGACGUGUUUGGAGAAAGUGUGCCAGCUCUUGAAGAGGCCUCCGCACAGCACAAACACAGGCGAACUGGCGGCUUUCAUAUCCUACGCCAUCGCUUUCCCUCUAAGCUUCCUAGUAGUGGUGGAUACCUACAGUGUCAUGAUGAGUGGUGUACCCAACUUCUGUGCAGUGGCCCUGGCAUUACAUCAGCUCGGGUACAGGGCGGUUGGCGUUCGGCUGGACAGCGGAGACCUGGCCAGGCAGUCUGUGGAGAUUCGCAAAAUAUUCAGACUCUGUGCAGAGAGAUUUGAUGUUCCAGCUUUAGAAACCUUGUCCAUUGCUGUCAGUAACAACAUCAGUGAAAAAAGCCUGAAGCUCCUGAGCAGGGCGGAGAAUGAGAUUAACGUGAUUGGCGUUGGCACCCACCUGGUGACGUGUACCCUUCAGCCCUCCCUGGGCUGCGUCUACAAGCUGGUGCAGGUGAACGAUCAGCCCCGGAUGAAGCUCAGCGAGGACCAGGAGAAGGCGACAAUUCCAGGGAGCAAAACCAUCUACAGGCUGUAUGACGGUUCUGGUAAGUUCUAG
Messenger RNA from Staurois parvus, 1269 nucleotides. The record is from the annotation of a GenBank genome assembly. NCBI's taxonomy places the organism in Eukaryota, Metazoa, Chordata, Amphibia, Anura, Ranidae.